CUUUAAAUCCCAGCAGGAACAACUUGGUCUGGUUUCAUGGCUCCAGGAUGGAGGGGUUCCUGUCCACGUUUCCACCGUACAAUGUGUGCGACAACCCGGUCUGUGCUCCCCCAGCUCCGGAGGACAUCAGCUGGGGGAAGAGAGAGGGUCGCUUCAUGACCCCCCAGGGACUCAACUACCUGGAGCUCUGCAAGGCCAUCCUGUCCCAGGUCAACCCCACAUUACUCCCUCCACUCAAGAAAGCAAACACCAAAGAGUGCGGCGUGCAAGUGAACGCCAGAGUGGAUAAGGUGGUGCAGUGCUCUCUUGGUCCAAAAACGCUGUUCGGCCUAGAGGGCGUCCAUCCCGCAUACUCAAAGUCCCCCCACAGCCCGGAGCUGUUCAACCCGGAUGGGAAAGCAACGCACAUUACGCCACCAGUGAGCAACCUGCGCUUCCUGAGGCCCGUGUCCAUCUACUCUCCGGUGUUUGACCGCAGGAUCUUCGUGAAGAAACUCUGCGAUGACGGCGGAAGUGAAGGAGAAACUGCUGAGUUUGGCCACGAAGAUGAGACGGAUCACAGUGCUGAGGACACAGUCAAGGACUUCAAGACCGCUUUACACAGGUCUUCAAAGGGGUCCAACUUUCAGUUCUUGGAGCAGAGGUAUGGCUUUUUCCACUGCAAAAAAUGUAACACCCGGUGGGAGAGUGCUUACGUGUGGUGCAUCUCUGGAACCAGUAAGGUGUACUACAAGCAGCUCUGCCGGAAGUGUCAGGUGGGGUUUAACCCCUACAGAGUGGAAUCCAUCCUCUGCAAGGGCUGCUCUCAGACUGUCUGCGUAUGUGAGAAGAAGCAGAGGCACAUAAACAUGAAGAGGCCUCACCGCCAGGACCUGUGUUGUCGCUGCAAGGGCAUGAGGCUGUCCUGUGACGCCACCUACAGCUUCAAAUACAUUGUCUGAACUGCCCUGCACGUUCGCUCUGGUCUGAAAUUCCUCAGCAGACAUCUCAUAGCUGUACGUGUCGCCAACAGAAGUUGCCUCCAGUAACGGACUUAAAGAGAUUUAUAUAUUCUCCAUCCAGCGAGUAGAUUGAUCUCUACUUUGGUUGUUUACUUGAAGUAACUUCUCAAACAGAAUGCCUUUGUUUCCCUUCAAUAAUCCUGGAGCUUAACUUUAACAUGAAAACUAUUUUUCUGAAAAGAAAUAAAGUACAUGAAAUAAAA
Molecule: messenger RNA, 1204 nt
Organism: Plectropomus leopardus (leopard coralgrouper)
Lineage: Eukaryota; Metazoa; Chordata; Actinopteri; Perciformes; Serranidae
Gene: zar1l
Product: zygote arrest 1-like
Biological process (GO): translation
Cellular component (GO): cytoplasm
Source: RefSeq, a predicted model, not a curated record